AUGGACCAAUGCCUGCUUGGUCACCGGGGUUUUUUAGCAUAUCCUAGUGCCAACCAAUAUCCAAUGCACCUACAGAAUGGUAGUUACCCCUUUCAACAUGGCAUGGAAGGCCUGGUAUCUCGUAUUAGUACAGGCUCCAUUAUGAGCAAAUUCCAAGGUACCGAGGAUAAUAGAACCGAUGGUGGGGAAAUCGAAUCGCCAUGUACAUCCUCUAGAGUUGAUGAAUGUUUUGCGGAUGGACCACGUGCAGAAGAUAACAGACCCGAUGGUGGGGAAACUGAAACCCCCAUAUCCAGUGCUGGAGAAUCUGUGAAAGUGCAAAUGGAUGGUGAUGAUGUGCCAAAGUCCAAGAUGGAGUUUAAUUCCUUAGAAGAUUUAAUGAGUUACUAUAAGGAAUAUGGGAAGAAAUGCGGGUUUGGGGUGAUGACAAAAAGAAGUGAGAGGGGAGAGGAUGGGACUGUUAGAUAUGUUACGCUUGCCUGUGCCCGUGGUGGGAAGGCCCGGAAUAGAAUUUUGAAUGUCUCCAACCCUCGUCCGACAGGAAAGACUGAAUGUAAGGCAAAGAUUAAUGCCUCAAAAACUCCUGAUGGAAAGUUUCGGCUGAAUUCAGUUCACAAUAUCCAUAACCACAACCUUAGCCCAAAGAAAUCACGCUUCUUUCAAUGUAAUAGAGAAGUAAGUGAAUCCGUAAAAAGGGUCCUUGAUACAAAUGAUAUGGCUGGCAUUCGAAUGAAUAAGAGUUUUGGAUCUCUUGUUGUUGGCGCGGGUGGAUUUGAGAACCUCCCGUUUUUGGAAAAGGAUUGUCGUAACUACAUCGACAAGGCACGACAUCUACGACUGGGCGCAGGUGGUGCUGGCGCAGGUGGUGCUGGGGCGCUUCGAGACUACUUUUUACGAAUGCAGUACAAAAAUCCGGGGUUCUUUGCAUUAAUGGACCUGGAUGAUGACGGGAGGUUAAAGAAUGUAUUAUGGGCGGACCCCCGUAGUAGAGCAGCCUACCAAUAUUUUGGUGAUGUGGUCACAUUUGACACCACAUACCUGACAAAUCGAUAUGGGAUGCCCUUUGCACCAUUUGUUGGUGUAAACUACCAUGGGCAAUCAAUUUUGUUGGGAGUUGGCUUGAUUUCCUCAGAGGAUACAGAGACAUUUGUGUGGUUAUUUCAGACUUGGUUGCAGUGUAUGGAUGGUAUAGCCCCUAAGGCUAUUAUCACUGAUCAAGACAGAGCGAUGAAAAAUGCUAUUUCAAUUGUUUUCCCCGAGAGCCGGCAUCGAUUCUGCCUUUGGCAUAUACUUAAGAAAGUACCCGAAAAGCUUGGGAGCUAUGCUUCCUACAAGACUGGAAUGAAAACUGCACUAAUGAGAUGUGUGUAUGACAGCCAAAGUCGGGAAAAUUUUGAGAAAUGUUGGGAUCAGUUCAUCACCAUGUACAACUUGCAUGAGAAUGCAUGGCUGCAGAGUUUAUACACUGAGCGUGAGUAUUGGACAAACUUGAAAGAGUUUGUCGAUCAAUAUGAUAAUGCCUUGAAAAAGAAAAUUGAGAACGAAAAUGUAGCGGAUUUCCACUCAUUUAAUGUCACUAUUCACUGCAUCUCAAGAUCUCCCAUUGAAAAGAGAUAUCAAGAUUUGUACACGAAUGGAAAGUUUAGGGAAGUUCAGCAACAACUUGCCCGCGUUAUCGACUUGGACCCAGUUUUACUGAAGGUGGAUGGUACUAUAAAGACCUAUGGUGUGGAGGAUGAAGUUUGUCUCGAAGAGUUCACUAGUUAG
Molecule: messenger RNA, 1767 nt
Organism: Carya illinoinensis
Lineage: Eukaryota; Viridiplantae; Streptophyta; Magnoliopsida; Fagales; Juglandaceae
Product: protein FAR1-RELATED SEQUENCE 5-like
Exons: 3
Coding region: 1-1767 (588 amino acids)
Source: RefSeq, a predicted model, not a curated record